Serpula lacrymans var. lacrymans S7.9 is the source of this 801-nucleotide messenger RNA. RefSeq lists its product as uncharacterized. The transcript has 5 exons. The record is from RefSeq and is a predicted model, not a curated record. Lineage: Eukaryota; Fungi; Basidiomycota; Agaricomycetes; Boletales; Serpulaceae. The coding region runs from base 40 to 681 and encodes 213 amino acids. Gene Ontology annotation, cellular component: mitochondrial inner membrane; TIM23 mitochondrial import inner membrane translocase complex. Gene Ontology annotation, molecular function: transmembrane protein transporter activity. Gene Ontology annotation, biological process: protein import into mitochondrial matrix.
GUUGUCCCCGUCCUCAAGCAUCACAGGCUCUCCUGAACCAUGUCCUCCACAGACUCUCAGAACAACGCUUCGACGUCUCAGGACCCUGCAGACUUCAUCCGUUCUGCUACUUUUUCUCGCGAUGGCCACGCCCCCGUCGACAGUGCUGUUACUGCUAAUGACUUCCUUUUGGGCGCCUACGACCCAGCAAAAUUACAUCCAAUGGCACAACUUAGUGAUAAAUUAGACUAUCUAUUACUAGAUGAUGAUAAGACGAGCGAGUUACCAGGGGCUGGAACUGCUAUUCCUUCUCGGGGUUGGAGUGAUGACCUGUGCUAUGGAACCGGCACCAUGUACCUCAGUGGUCUGGCCCUGGGUGGUGUUUGGGGUGUGAGCGAAGGCGCUCGAAGACCACUAGCCGUGUCAAACGCGCGACUCCGGAUCAACAGCGUCCUCAACGCUGUCACGAGAAGGGGGACCUUCAUAGGUAACUCGGCUGGCGUGCUAGCCUUGGCUUAUAAUGGGAUCAACUCGACGAUAGAUUCUGUGCGAGGAAAACAUGACACAAUCGGCAGCAUGGCCGCUGGUGCGCUCACAGGCGGACUGUUCAAGUCGACAGCCGGAGUGAAGCCUGCUAUCGCAGCAGCAACGUUUAUAUCGGGACUGGCAGGAGUAUGGAGCUACGUGAAGAAGAGCGUAUGAUUGCCCUUUGUAAUAUAGAUCACUAUAAUAUUUUUUCUCGUUUACCAGGCUUCUCGACAUGAAUGUCGUCAAUAGAAGGACCCGUAUAUUGGCCGAACGGGCUAUGGCCAAAUCGGUCAC